Molecule: messenger RNA, 924 nt
Organism: Helianthus annuus (common sunflower)
Lineage: Eukaryota; Viridiplantae; Streptophyta; Magnoliopsida; Asterales; Asteraceae
Exons: 1
Coding region: 1-924 (307 amino acids)
Source: RefSeq, a predicted model, not a curated record
AUGAAUUCCACCUCCGGCGACACCAUGCACUCCAGCAGUUCAGUCACCACCGUAUCCCCUAGCUUCACCGCCCAUUCUUCCACUUCUAACAACCUCGCCGACGUUGCCGCUAGGGUUGUAGAAGAAUUCCGCCUUGAAAAUGGAGACGAAUAUGACGACAUCUUCAACUCUAACGAUCACAGUUUCGGUUACGAUAACACCGAGUUUUCCGUCACCGCAGACGUAAACGCUGACGCUGUUAUCAAUCCAGAUAAAACGAAAGAUAACAACACUCAUGAUUCUGUUCAUGAUGAUGAUGAGGAUGACUUCGAGUUUGCUGUUGUUUGUAACGACGUUAAUUCCUCUUCAAUUUCGACUAACGAGAUCUUCUAUCCUCUGUUUGAUCGGAGUUUGUUGCUAGACGUCGAUCCUGAUCAAACUAACGCCGUUAACUCCACGGCGGAGACCGAUUGUAAACCGUUAGGUCCGUUACGUCUUCCUCUGAGUAAACUUUUCAGUGAAGAUCGCGAUUUCGGUUCUUCGUCAUCUUCCGAAGCCGACGAACUCGACGGAAUCACUCCUGGAACGUACUGCGUCUGGAAGCCGAAGAAACCGCAGUCACCGGAAAGGUGUAAGAAGAGUAAUUCCACCGGUAAUUCGUCACGCCGGUGGAAGUUUCGCGACAUACUUUACCGGAGCAACAGCGAGAGUAAGGAAUCACCGUUUCUGUUCUUCAAACCUUCAAUUGCAACGAAUAGUAAGAAGAUAAGCAGCGAUAAAUUGAAGAAGAUUGAGAAACGAGAGAAGGAAGCUGCUACCGACGGUGCACCGGCGGUGACGCCGGAGAAACAUGAUCGGCGUCAAUCGUAUCUACCGUCUGGAGAAGCUCUGGCUACUGCAUUUACUACUGUAAGCCGAUCCAACAGAACUUUACAUAUUUUUUAA